GUCCUCUCAGUGAACACAGUCUGUUAAGCAGCAGUUUAUCGACAGGAAGCUACAGAUCCUCUCUUAUUAUCUCUAAAUCUGAUGAUAUUCAACACAACCACUUAGUGAAACGUCCGGUUGUAAAGUCAAAUGCUUGCGGACACGUCUACACAUCGCUGCCUCAGCUAACGCGAGCUAACGGGAUGCUAUUUCUCUAGCUAGGCUAAGCUAAGCUAAGCUAGCUGCGGCUGCCGCUCCGCUCCUUCCCCGCAGUCAUGAGCGAAGAUGACGGCUCGGCUCCGGCCAACAAGGACCGGGACUCCACGCUGCUGCUCACCAAGGACGGGCAGCGGUACUACGUGAGCAAGGCCGGGGUGGUGGACAGCCGGAACGUGGUCACCCCCCACGAACCGGACAACAACAACGCGUCCUCCUACGACAUGGACGACCCGGACGAGGAGAGCGACAUGCUGGACACCUCGGACCCGCGGGACGGCGCCGCCAGCCCGGAGGAGCUGAACGACGAGGACAUGUCGGAGGGCGACAACAACAACGCCCCCAAGCAGUGCACGUACGACGGCUGCACGGAGACCACGUCGCAGGUGGCCAAGCAGCGGAAGCCGUGGAUGUGCAAGAAGCACCGCAACAAGAUGUACAAGGACAAGUAUAAGAAGAAGAAGAGCGACCAGGCCAUGUCCAGUGGGAAGAUAGACGAGAACUCUGAGGAGCGGCCGGUGUCUGUGAACAAGCAGCGACUUGGUGCCAUGGGGGACCGACCGGCCAGACCCUCCCUGAUAGAGCAGGUCCUCAACCAGAAGAGACUGUCACUGCUCCGGAGUCCAGAGGUGAUCGGGUUCCUGCAGCAGCAGCAGCAGCUCCUGGCCACACAGAACCGCAGCCAAUCACAGGGACAGUUCCCGGGCUGUUGACAGCGGCUGGUGGACGUGAACGCUGGCAUUUGAUGCAUAAAGGGAAACGUUACGAUACUGAAACAAUUCUCCAGCCGCGGUGAGACAGAUGAACUGAACUCACCGGAUCUUAAAGGCAGGACUAACCAUCCAAUCAGAACGUGUCUGGUGCUGUUUAUGUGGUUUGAUUUCCUAAAUACAAGAUAUUAGAGUUCACAUCCAUUAUUUAUUCCUAAUUUGGCAAAAAGAAUCAAAACUCUGGAUUAUAAAUGUCGAGUUUAAAUUGCUCAGAUGAUUUAAAAACGUGAUUCUCCUGGACUAGAUUCUUUGUUUGUUGUUGUGCUAUUUAUUUAGUGUUAUUUAUGGAGUCGUAUUCAUGCAGUACUCUUGAGGUUUUUAAUGUUUACGUUUGUGCAGUGCAUUCCCGUAGCCUCGUUUUUAUUCAGAUGGUGCUCCAUGACAUUUGUAACACAAAACUUUUAUCAUGUCACAGAACAAUCAAUUCAAACUGUGUACAAAAAUGAAUUCAAAUGAAGUUUGAUGGGAUGCAUGGUGGUGUGUACAAAUUAAACUGCGUAUUGUGUGUUA
Messenger RNA from Limanda limanda (common dab), 1475 nucleotides. RefSeq names its product regulatory factor X-associated protein (gene rfxap). The transcript has 3 exons. Gene Ontology annotation, cellular component: nucleus. Bases 255 to 908 code for a protein of 217 amino acids. Gene Ontology annotation, biological process: regulation of transcription by RNA polymerase II. The record is from RefSeq and is a predicted model, not a curated record. NCBI's taxonomy places the organism in Eukaryota, Metazoa, Chordata, Actinopteri, Pleuronectiformes, Pleuronectidae.